AUGAUUUCUCUAAUGUGUUCUAACUCGGAUUUAUCCACUGCUGCCCUUAUUUUCUACACUUGUGUGUGGAUCCCAUAUCUUCAGCUGAAGAAAGCUCUUCUCAGGGUACUUGGCUUUGUCUUUCCAUGGUAUCAAGCAGAGGAGAGCUGCCAGGUGAUGAAUGUUUGCCUACCGGUGGCAAGGUUUGAAGAUUUGAAACUUUCUAACGGCAGCAGAGGAAGUACAAACGGAGAAGAAGUAGAGGAAGUGUGCUCCAUUUGCUUGGUGGAGUUCGAGAAGGAAGACGUUGUGAGCCAACUCCACAAAUGCGGACAUCUGUUCCAUAUGAACUGCAUUGAGAAAUGGCUGGACCGUGAUCAAUUCACCUGCCCACUUUGCAGGUCUUUCUUGUUUGCUAAUACAAAUUCUUCUCAUACAAAAUGCGGAACCGAUAGUCCACAAACCACCUCCAACCUACUUUCUUCUUGGCUUUCAUUUUAA
Durio zibethinus is the source of this 480-nucleotide messenger RNA. Its product is annotated as RING-H2 finger protein ATL18-like. Gene Ontology annotation, molecular function: ubiquitin protein ligase activity. Gene Ontology annotation, biological process: protein ubiquitination. The record is from RefSeq and is a predicted model, not a curated record. NCBI's taxonomy places the organism in Eukaryota, Viridiplantae, Streptophyta, Magnoliopsida, Malvales, Malvaceae.